CGUCGCCGAAUAUUAAACGUCAAGAUAGCGUUGAGACGGCGCAGGACUUCCUAACACCAUCAUGACACUACUCAGUAACUGUGUAAUUGGCAGAUGCCACCAUCAGAAUACUACUAAGAUACUAGUUAGGUUUUAGCCGCGCGCCGCUCGAAACCAUAAAAAGACGCGCCCCUAAUUAAUCACGCAAUUUAGCCCCGCGGCUAUAGCUCCGAGUCCCACCCACGGCGAAAAGAAGAUCAAGAUACAAACCAGAUACCUUAAAUUUCCCUAUCUUAUAUCAGAUUUAAUCGUGGAAUCGAUAAUUAUUCGAGUGAACUGAGCGGAGCGAAUAACGAUGGCAAAGCUCACGGGACGAGCGCUUGACUUUACACACACGAGCCCGCAACACGCUCUCAAGCUCGUGGAAUUACCACCCGAAUUGGCGGAGCUGAUUUCCUCUGGGAAGACUGGAUCUCCUCUCUACUUAAAAUCCGCCCCGCCAUCGUCUUCAUCUGCCCCGUCGUCAUCCACCGAUGCCUACGUAAACCUCUGUACGACUACCCAAACCUACAUGGUCCGACAUGUCCACUCCUCAAACUGCAUAUACCUCAUCCAACCCGCCCCUUCUACCCAGCCGGAGCCGCAACAGGCGACAGGAGAAACGCCUCGUCACCACAUCACAACCAUCGCCAAAUGCAAUGCCACGCUCGAACUCGUGAAGCUGGAUAGCAACCCAUACUCCGCACUUCCGUAUCUCCAGCGCUCACUGCGCGUGUAUAGUGGUACGCACGCUGAGGAGGACGCGGAUGUUGAUAUGAGCGACGCCGGCAAUGGCAAUGGCACUGGGGCAGUAUCUACUGCUAUUGCUACUGAAACCGCUGGCGAUAAGAGUUCCAUUGUGCAAAGGGAGCGGCGACGAGCUAUUACAAAGGUAUUUGGCGAUGUCCCAUUUUCGCCGGUGGAGUGUGAGCGGGGCUGGGUGGAGGUGUGCGGGUUUGUACACAAAGCGCGUCACUCUGGUGGUGGUGGUGAUGAUGGUCGAUUAGCUUGUUGGAGACCAUCGGCUGUCGUAAAGAUUCAAACGUGGAAAAAUAUUUUGGAUGGGGCUGUGUUGCAGGGGAUUAAUAUGGAGAAGCAGUUUUUGGUACGGGAUUUGUGGCGGGCUGUUAGGGUGGGGGAUGCUGGGUUCCCAAGGCCGUUAUUUGAUGCGUUGGUGAGGAGGUUAAUGGGGGAUCCGGCGUCGCUGGGUCUUGGGGAGGUUUAUGAGGAGCUCAAAUGGGCAAGUCUCGAUAAAGAUACUACGGUGAGCUGGGUUGGGGAAGUUUACCUAGAGGCCAACGCGCCGGAUCCAACGAUGGCGAUUGGUCGCGCGGAAUUCUUGGAGAGUUGGAAAGAUCUAUUGCCGGAGUCUUGGAGGAGCGAAGCUACGUGGGAUAAUUUGAAGAGCGACUCCCACCAAUAUCCCGGUCCGGCAAGCGUUUGUUAUAAGCCCAGGCUAGAAACUCAGGCUCGUCGUACAGGACUCAAGGCGUGCGUGAAGCAUGGAAACCAGUGAUAACCAACAUCAAAUACGAUACGGUAUGGGGGAUUGCCCGCAUAAGCCGCAAAAGCAAAUAUAUCGCCACCAGGCUAUCUGAGUACUCCUCCCAUGGUCUAUCGGAAUAAGGCUGGAAAUAAAUGACACCACCCAUAAAAAGCAUUAGACAAUCUCUCAACAUAAAAAGGGCGGAAGAGAAACUAAAGACCCAUGAGAAGGAGCUUUGAGCUCAACUUCAGGAAACAGCAGCUAAGCGUCAACACCAGGCAUACUUCUCGUUCCAAUACCAAUCAACAUCUUCGCCUAGCCCAAGCUGUUUGCCAUUCCACUUAAGGCUACAUAUGCUAGUUUGUUCUCUAUGCUCGACUUGCGCAGUCUCACUCAGCAUUUUUGCGGCUUUUUCGACGACUGGGGAUGGAUUCCAAAUCUCCACACGGCUCAUACCCCACUCAUGCGCCUGCAACUGGGCCCGAUAGAGUGUUGCAGCCAGCGCUUCGAUUACCGCCUUCUCUUCAGCUGGCGAGUUUGGUUCCUCGUAUAGCGUCCGCAGGAUAUAUAAAACGUGGUCCUUGUCGGUCUUUCCAAAGUUCCGAUUCCAACAGAUGAAAACUUUGCGGCUUUCAACGCAAGCGCCCUUCACCUUGGGCACGCCCUUGGCAGGAACCAGAAUCUUUGAGUAGAACUCUUCGCGGGCCCAAUGCCAGCUCAAAGCUGCAUAAUCUGGCACAAAGCCAACUUUGGCCUUUUUUGAAUUCAAUGACGCCUCCCUUAAGACUUGUUUGUACCGCUCAAGUGCUGCAUCGGAGCACAUGAGGCGUCUGACGUCGUCUGCCUGCAUUUCCCUCCCCAUGCCCAAAUCGACUCCAGGGGUAACCUGCUGUACUCUAUCAUUUGAGGUGGUUGGGAGACAGAUGUGCGACGAAGGGAAUGCCUUCCACCCACGUUCCCCAUAAAAGUUUUUGCCGAUAUCCGAGUAGAGGACUGAAAAUAUGCCUUUCUUCCGCACCGAAUUUUCUUGCUGCCAUGUGUCCAGCUUCUUCGCGAGCUCAGUAAUCAUCCGCCCACCGUAACCCCGACGGCGAAACUCUGGUUUUGAAAAGACGCUUCCAACACCGUGGGCAAUGAUCUGCUCGACCUCACCGCCAUGAGCUAACCAGGCGCGUUUGCCAAACGACUCGCAGCUGCUGAGAAUGGGACGGUUAUCGGGGGGAAGAUGACGGUCUACGAGGAUCCAUUGGGUCAUUGCGCCGUCCUUGGUCAUGUCCUGAUUCAUGAGGUGAUUCUCGCGCUGAAUAUAUUGAUCAGGAUCCAAUAGACCUCUCCAUUCCCGGCUAUUUGCUUUCAGACAUUGGAUGCGCUCUGCGGUGGUGGGGACGACGAGAGUGAGGUCCGGGGAGUCUGAGGGGGGCAGGUAGCAAUCGGAGGACCCCAUGACUUGGGGUUCUGUUUGAGCUAUUGGUUUCUCUUAUUUCUUCCUUUAUUUUUGAUUAAAGACGAGCCGCGCUCUGUGAGUGGGGUAUAUUGUUGUGUUGAUAUAAGUUUAUAUGUAUAGCAAAUUUCAUCAGUCCUAGGAUCUCGACGAGCUGGAUGAAGGGGCGUUGUAGAAAUACAAAGCUACCCAGGCAGGUUUUAUAUCUUCGACAGGGAUUCAAAAGAAGCAAGGGAGCGCCGUCUCUGAUUCGUGCAAAUGGCCGAAUAGAAGACCUGGUGAUGCAUGCACAAGUGCGCCGCCGUUCCUACCUAGGUAGGCAGUCGUCUCCCUGUCAAGGGACAGAAUAAGGAACGCCCACAAAGCGGGUCUCCAGUCGUCGGCUAUUUUCGGUCCCUCUAAAAGGACACACACUAGCUAGACAUUGAUGACAUAUUACUAAUCAACAGUGAUAUCUGUCCAGCGCAGCUCUCUCAGGAACAGCUCUCUGUAGGGGCAAAACUGAGUUCAGGCUGGGGCUAGUGGUUAAGACUGGGCUGGUAAACGCUAUGCGCUUGUAUAGUAUGAAAAACCACCACUAUUUUGAAUAUUUUGAAUGUAACAUAGGUGUGACUUGUUAGUGGACUGUGUUUUAAAGGA
Blastomyces gilchristii SLH14081 is the source of this 3584-nucleotide messenger RNA. Its product is annotated as sister chromatid cohesion protein Dcc1. Lineage: Eukaryota; Fungi; Ascomycota; Eurotiomycetes; Onygenales; Ajellomycetaceae. The coding region runs from base 335 to 1534 and encodes 399 amino acids. The transcript is spliced from 4 exons. Gene Ontology annotation, biological process: mitotic sister chromatid cohesion; maintenance of mitotic sister chromatid cohesion. Gene Ontology annotation, cellular component: nucleus; Ctf18 RFC-like complex; chromosome, centromeric region. The record is from RefSeq and is a predicted model, not a curated record.